ACAUACACACUGACUAGCCGAACUUCGCUUUUGUUUUUCUUCUGGACGCAUAUAUGUGUUAAUAUAACAAUGGAAAAUAGCUCAAUUUAGAUUCACACAAAGAAUGUUUUUUGGGAGGGGGGGUUCAACAACACAAGGGAAUCCCCUUGUAGGGGAAUCUCCCCCCAGAUUAGGGGCGGUAGUCAAGCCAAUUGUCUCUCGCCCCAAGUCCACCCGAACCGACUAGCUUGGUGCGACCAUUGACGGCUGGAAACUGAACACAACGACCAGUUCCGUCUACUACUAGCCUACUACAUGCAAAUCAUAGCAGAGGACCUCGCCUAGUCUUUCCCACUAUUACCGAGGAUGGCGUCCGAACCUUUGGAGAUGAAUGGAGUUGCUGACGGAGAGACAGAGGACCCAUCGCGGGGCUGGCGAUACGCGCGGCGGCCCAUAAACAUGAACACCUACGCCAACAAGAAGAGUGCGGUGGAAAGCAUGCUGGACGUGGCUCUGUUAAUGGCCAACGCCUCCCAGAUGAAGGCCGUGCUGACACAAGGCCCUGCCUUCACCUUCUACACACCUCUCAUUAUACUGCUGAGCAUCUCGCUCAUCCUGCAGAUCGUUGUGGGCAUUCUACUUAUCUUCAUCGUGAAGUGGAACCUGAAUGACACGACCAUGCACUACAAGCUUAACAUCCUAGAGAACGUCAGCACGGCACUCGUCUUCCUCAUCGUCGUCGUCAACGUCUUCGUCACCGCCUUCGGAGUCCAUGGACCCGUUACCAAGGAAUGACCCCUACUCGCAACUCCUCCCCCCCCCCCCACCCCAUCAGAGUGUUCUCUAUAAACACGUUGGGCAUUUGGCUCGUCCUCCCUUUUGAUAAACAUUGGGUGUAAACAUCGGGGAAACAAGGAGGAAGGUUAAGUGGCUCUCUGGAAUCGGCCCCAGGGUUGGUCUUCCUUCAGUUCUCAGGUCUAUGUCCAGGAAUGACUUUUAGAAAAUACAGGCGAGAGAGGCAUUCUGCUGUGUGGCAGUCGAUCAAUACGUAGACUGAUAGAAAUGAAAAGAGAAAUCCGGUGUAAAAUGGAUCUGGGAUAUGUUUAGCAUAUAGACGCAUUCAGGAGUUGGCUGUUUUUAGCUGAUUCUACCAAAACUGUAUAAACUUGGAACGAUAGGGGCAUUGAUGACUUUGUAAGCACAGAUUGUUUAUUAAAAAGGACAUUUUAUACACACAAUACCAUCAGUAGUGCCCCCGGUGACGCCAUCUUGUCUAUAAGACUAGAUGGGUGAACAAAGAGCUUGCGUGUUGUAGACGGAUGUCACAAGCUCUGUGUUCGCCAAUCUACCUAUGGUUUAAGACCCUUAUUAUGCUACCAAAGAAGUGUCUGGCUACUUCUAGCCUUAUAAGUGGUUUAAAAUAGUGAUUUCGUUUUUAGCAUGAGACAUGCCCCUAUCGUUUCAAGUUUAUAACGUUUUUGGUAGAAUCGGCUAAAAACAGCCAACUUAAGAAUGCGUCUAAUUGCGCUUUUUUGCUCCCAAACGAACAUUCCAACAAGUUAUCAUACCAAACAUAUCACAGAUCCAUUUUACAGCAAAUUUCUCCUUUAAGGUAAUGGCCAGAUUAGUAGGCUGUGCUUUUGGUUGCCUUGUCUAAUAUAUUCUACAUAUCAGAAGCAUAUAAUGUAAGUAACAGAGGCCCUAUUCACAAAAUAAAAUACAAUAAUUAUGGUGGCAUGGGCCUCUUGAGAGAAUGAGUGUACCAUCAUGUCUUUGGUAGAAAAAAAGUGUUAAAUGUCUUAUGAAAACAAAGAAACCACUGCUUUAAUCCAAAGUCAAUGUCAGAGCUCGCAAUUCAUUAGAAUUUGUAUGAUUUUAUUAUUAUAACACUUUUCAUAACUACAAUUGGGCUCAGGAUGGGAGUUAAUCUCCCUAUAACGCCUAGCAUGAGGCCUUGUCACAGGAGACAACAGCUUCAUGUUGGAGCUGGCAAUCACAAUCCCAAUGUUUACAGUCAAUCAUGAAAACAGAACAUAAAUGCUGAGUUCAUAAAAGCACUAUGCAAAGAUUAAUUUAGUGAUGUUUGAGUUUUAUAGGUAUUAUUAUUUUAUAUGCACGUCAUACACUGUUGACCUCUUGUACUCAUUUGAAGGACCAAAUUAUUAGCAUUUUUUUACUGUUGCGAUAUUUUCUUGAGUUUGUUGAACAAAUGCAGUUAUAGGAGUGACAAAAUAAAUGGCAAAAAAUAAA
This is a messenger RNA of Gadus morhua (Atlantic cod), 2229 nucleotides long. Its product is annotated as ninjurin-1. Gene Ontology annotation, cellular component: membrane. The transcript has 3 exons. The record is from RefSeq and is a predicted model, not a curated record. NCBI's taxonomy places the organism in Eukaryota, Metazoa, Chordata, Actinopteri, Gadiformes, Gadidae. Gene Ontology annotation, biological process: cell adhesion; tissue regeneration. The coding region runs from base 346 to 774 and encodes 142 amino acids.